This is a messenger RNA of Lymnaea stagnalis (great pond snail), 912 nucleotides long. The record is from the annotation of a GenBank genome assembly. Lineage: Eukaryota; Metazoa; Mollusca; Gastropoda; Lymnaeidae.
CAAUGCUUCUGUGCCGUUGGCGUCAUCACCAACCUUCUCAGCAUCGCGGUCUUCCUCCGUCAAGGAGUGAGAGACACAGUCAACAUUAGUCUACUCGGACUGUCCAUUUCUGACCUGUUUUCUCUCAUCACAGUGGCGUGGCUCAAUAUUAGCCAAACGCCCCUGUUCGCAUCCCAAAAACUUCCUUUUAUCCCCCUGGAAGUGGCGUAUCUGACGGGAGGAUGGCCCCAUGUCUUCUUCACUCGCAUCACGACAUGGAUCACCGUUUACAUCACACUGGAGAAGUGCUGCUGUAUCGUGGCACCCAUGAAGGUGAAGGCCGUGUUCACACCGAGACGCACAGUGAUCUACAACAUACUUGUGUACGUGGUCAUCUUAGCCAGUAUUGCUCCCAUUUACUACACUGCUCGGCUUUCUGAAAAGUUUGUCCCUGAAAGAAACGAAACGCUUUUAGGAAUCAUAUUUAUUAGUGGCAGAGAUGACAUCGAGGCCGUCUCAUUUCACAUCAACAACAUUCUUCCUCUCACAGGAUUCGCAGUUAUAAUCAUUGGGACCGCCAUCUUAGCAUCGCGACUCAAACAGAUUUCAAAAUGGCGCCUGACAGCCGCGUCGAAUGCGAGGUCAGACGAGAUGCAAAACAGAGACACAAAAAUUGUCAAAAUGGUGGUGUUUAUUUCUGCUAAUUUUAUCGUCUGCUAUCUGCCUGGGACUGUUGUGUUUAUUUGGAUGAUGUUGGACCCAGGUCUACGAAUCGACGGGCGUCACUCUGAUCUUUUUCAGGCCGCCUUCGCCACAUUGUUUCUGCUGGAGGCUCUCAACGCCUCAGUCAAUAUUUUUGUGUAUGUGGGGAUGAGUUCAAAGUUCAGGAAAACCCUUGUUUCAAUGACGUGCUUUCAAAAUAAUGGUGCAAAC